UACCCAGAGAAGCUCCACCUUUCCUUCUUCCCUCCUCUGGAAUCAGAACAGCCAGGGUCUUCCUUCCAGGCAGACAUCAGCCACCCUUUGCACUGGGAGGACAAGAAGGGGAAGGUGACAGUCUUAGUGGAGAUCAGAACCCUGCGGACAAGGCUUCGACCCUGACCCUUGCUGAGCUAUGGGUGGCACUGAGGACUCUCCUUCCCUCUCCUCAGAUGUGGAGCAGCCUGAAAAACACAGACACCAAGGUUUCUCCGACAGCUUUCCAGAGGCUGCGAAUCCAGAGACUCAGAGGCUGCAGGUAAAAGACGAUCCCUGGGACAGCGAAGGUGCACAUUGGCAAGGCUGUUCUGCAAGUGGCUCCAGAGUACUGUUGACCCUUGUCCUUCUGUGGUGCUGAGGAGGUUCUGGCCCUCCUGGCGCCCAAGAAGAAGGAGGAUCUGGCAGCAUGAUCCCACCUCUGUGUCUCAUCACAUUCACAUCUGUAUUUAGACAGAUGCUUUGAUAAACACCCUUGGCAGCCCAGAUGUGGUGGCAUGCCUCUUUAAUCCUACAACUCGGGGGGCAGUGGCAGGCAGCUGUGAACUCAAAGUCAGCCAGGUCUACAUAAUGAGUUUCAGGCAAGCCAGAGCUUCACUGUGAGACAACACAGAUGUGAAAAGUGAGAGAGAGAGAGAGAGAGAGAGAGAGAGAGAGAGAGAGAAGAAAGACAGGAUUCUUUUGUCUACAGCAAAAAUUGGCUAUGUAGAGCAGGUACUUACUGACUCUCUCCUGUAAUUCCUGAAUUCUGAAUGCUGAGGCAGGAAGGUGACUGUAAACCCUAAGCAAGCUGGUCUACAGAGUCAAUUCAGGAAAGUAACAGUCUCAAAAAAAGUAUAGAAUCAAUUUAACAAAGAAACAUAAGGUACCAGACUGUUGAAUUUGCCCUCAGAUUCUAGGUUUAUGUCCCAACAGCCUCAGCCUCCUACUCCUGUUCUUUGGUUGGAGAAAGUUGUCCCGGCUCAGUGAGGAAGCUGCGUUCUCAGGCUUGCCCAUGCGUCACGCACAGACUCCUGCAGCUCACGAACUUCUCAGUUUGCAGCCAUGCUAGGUUAUGGGACACAGAAGAAAGUCAUGGAGACUGAUGGAGGUGUCCACACACUACAGCACAUUGAGAACAGGGCAGGGAUCCCAGGCUAACUAGCCUGUAAUCCUAGCUGGUGCCAUUUAAGGGGAUUAUGAGGUCUGGAAAGAGGGUUUGGGGAACCAAAGUGAAGAUCCCGGCUUUAAACCUUGUGAUCUCUUCCUACCAGAGUCUGUCUGACAUCACUGGGGAAGUGGAGACCAGAACUGAAGCUGAGAAGAUCCUAGCCCAGGCCGAGGACAUCCAUGUCCAGGCGGAGUUGAACAGAGCCCAGACUGAGGAGAUCCUAGCCCAGGCUGAGGAGAUCCUAAGACAGGCUAGUACGAUCCUAGUCCAAAGUCAGUUGACCCAAGUCCAGUCUCAGAUGAUCAGAGCCCAGGCUGAGGAGGUGCUAGCCAAGGUUGAGGAGAUUGUAGACCAGGCUGAGGAGAUCAUAGACCUGGCUAAGGAGAUCCCAGGCCAAGCUGAGGAGAUGCUAACCAAGGUUGAGGAGAUCGUAGACCAGGCUGAGGAGAUCAUAGACCCGGCUGAGGAGAUCCCAGGCCAGGCUGAAGAGAUCCCAGGCCAGGCUGAGGAGAUCCCAGGCCAGGCUGAGGGCACCCCAGCUAAGGAUCAGAACAAAGACCAGGAUCAGAACAAAGACCAGACCGAAGAGGAACAAGCCAAGGACAACCAGAAGAGCCAUGAUAAGCCUGGAAUUCUAAAACGGAUUUGGCUCAAAAUCCAGGAUUUCAUAAAGAAGCAAAAAGAAAAAUUUAAUGCCAUGCUUAAGUUUGUUAUGCUACAGUUCAGUUGAAGGAAAAUUUUCGUGUCUUUGUCAUUUAUGCCGAGCCAGACACUACACUCUGCUUUAUGAGAAUUCAAGAAACAUUACUCAACUGAAGCCAUCCAAACAGGCGUAGGUAACAGUGCAGAGCCUGCCGUCCCCUAACGUCUUGCACAGAAUGUCCUCAAGACCCUUUGUAUUGUCUACUCUGACCCUCAGGCCCCUGUGUCACCUGUUCCCUGCAUGUCAAUUCUGUUCCUCUUGUCCCGUGUUCCUUAA
Molecule: messenger RNA, 2168 nt
Organism: Alexandromys fortis (reed vole)
Lineage: Eukaryota; Metazoa; Chordata; Mammalia; Rodentia; Cricetidae
Product: neurofilament heavy polypeptide-like
Exons: 4
Coding region: 1218-1919 (233 amino acids)
Source: RefSeq, a predicted model, not a curated record